Anisakis simplex (herring worm) is the source of this 273-nucleotide messenger RNA. The record is from the annotation of a GenBank genome assembly. NCBI's taxonomy places the organism in Eukaryota, Metazoa, Nematoda, Chromadorea, Rhabditida, Anisakidae.
AUGGCUGCACCGACUGAACGAUUCCAUGUGCUGUCACAGCUAGAUCAUUUGCAGUCGAAAUACACUGGAUGUGGUCAUGCGGAUACGUCUCGUUGGGAGUGGAUUGUUAAUCAACAUCGUGAUACGUGUGCUUCUAUUAUUGGACAUCCGGAUCACUUAAGUUUGGUGGCAGUUUGUGAGAACGAAUCUCGUGCUCGAGUCAAAUUCAACCUACUCAACCAAAUGAUCUCGCCGUGCGGACCACCACCAGAAAAAUCACCGCUUGAUGAUUAA